AUGCGGUGGCGGGACCACAUGGCCGUUCUCUUCUUCCCGCAAGGCAUGGUGCUCAGUGUGGCUGCGCUGAUGCUCUUCUUAAUACACCUGGGUGUCUUUGCCAGUGACGUGCACCAUUUCUGCAUCACCCACCACUAUGAUCGCAUGAGCUUCCGCUACACAGUUGUCCUGAUGUUCUCCCAGGUUAUCAGCAUCUGCUGGGCCGCCACGGGGUCACUCUAUGCUGAGAUGACAGAUGACAAGUUUCUUCGAUGCUUUGGCCUGACCACCCUGAUGCUCAAUGGAGCCAUGUUCUUCAGCCGCCUGUCCCUGGAGUUUCUGGCCAUCCAGUACCGGGAGGAGAACCACUGAGGUCUGGGGACUGGGCUGCAAAGGGCGAAGGAAGAGGAGGCUUCUGUGUUUUAAUAAAGUCUGUCAUUUAUUUCCA
Manis pentadactyla (Chinese pangolin) is the source of this 427-nucleotide messenger RNA. It is a transcript of the gene CATSPERH, whose product is annotated as transmembrane protein 262. The transcript is spliced from 3 exons. The record is from RefSeq and is a predicted model, not a curated record. The coding region runs from base 1 to 351 and encodes 116 amino acids. Lineage: Eukaryota; Metazoa; Chordata; Mammalia; Pholidota; Manidae.